AAGAGUCCCGCCACGCAUUGCACGACCAUUUCAUCAGACACACCAAGAAGAGAAGCUGCGACGAAAAGGUUUCCCGUGACUGUACAACAAAAAACCGCGAAAAUGGCUUUCUAGAACCCCGGCAGCUGAACGACUUGUGCUCCGCAAGGCGCACCCUGGCUAACUGCAAAAUGGCAAGCUUACGACAAACGCACCCUCCCUCUGGGAUACUUGACGACAAAGUGAAAUCGAUAGAAACGAUACAAGAUGAUGUUCGAGGACGAGAUGAACGAUUGGGGCGAUUUAUUUGCCCCAGCCCCGUUGGGCGUUGAAGUUGAUACCUUCGCUGAGCUGAAAGAGUCAGCUGGAAAACCAAUCACACAUGAUGGUCCAUUCUCCGAUUUGGCAGAUGACCGUUUGGGACCACAGUUGUUUGAGCCAUGGUUGGACGAGAGAGUGGACCUUCUCGACUUCCUCCUGGAUGAAGGCAAGUCUGUCCAAGAGGUAGAUGCCAUGGUCACCUCUGUCACAACAUUGACCGAUGUUAUAGGACCAGCUGAACCCACUGCUGCAGCCCCACCCACUCCUCCACCAGCUGUUGUGGUGGCAGACAGCAUUGAGGAACUCUUGGCCCAAGUAGAGGGGCUUAAUGACUCUGGCUUUGUACAUAAUGAAUCAUUAGAGGGCUCAGGUGCCUGUGUUGAAUAUGUAGAUCUCACACCACCUCUCAGCCCAGAGGAUGUGGAAAGUAUUUUAUCAGAUUCUGGACGAAGCAGUCCUUAUUUAUUAGACACUUCUACUGUAGAUACUUCAGUCCUGUCACCAGGAUCAGACUUUAGUUCAGAAGACGAUGAGCUCUUUGUACAGAAAAGAUCUCGUAGUUCUCCAUAUAGCACUGACCCUGAUUACACUGUUACUCCACGGGUAAAGUCUCAUUCUGGUAAAAAGCCUAAAACACUUGACAAAAAGUUAAGAAAGAAAGAGCAAAACAAAACUGCUGCUCUCCGUUAUAGAUUGAAAAAACGCGAAGAAACUGAACAGCUACAAGCUGAGGCCGAUGAACUAGAAUCACACAAUGGAGUGUUGAAAGGAAAGGUUGAAGAACUAGAAAGAGAAAUUAAGUACAUGAAAGAGUUGAUGAAGGAAGUGUAUAUGGCAAAAGGACUGAUUAAAGAAUGAUUGUAAUGUACUAUUUGUUAAAUUAUUGUAGGAAUAAUUAUUAUUGUAAAUAAAUGGUGUUUGAAAUAUUGA
Lingula anatina is the source of this 1230-nucleotide messenger RNA. RefSeq lists its product as uncharacterized. NCBI's taxonomy places the organism in Eukaryota, Metazoa, Brachiopoda, Lingulata, Lingulida, Lingulidae. The record is from RefSeq and is a predicted model, not a curated record. Gene Ontology annotation, biological process: regulation of transcription by RNA polymerase II. Gene Ontology annotation, molecular function: RNA polymerase II transcription regulatory region sequence-specific DNA binding; DNA-binding transcription activator activity, RNA polymerase II-specific. Gene Ontology annotation, cellular component: nucleus.